AUGUCUCUGGAUCCGCCGACAUACCUCGCUUCCCUGCAGAACAAUAUCCGCCAGCGGCCCAUCCCAUGGGAGGGCGCCGUGCGAACGGGCUCUCUGACCGAGGAGCAAUUGGCCAAGAUCAGGGCCGUUGAGCGGCUCAAGAAGGAUGCGCGGAAGCAGACGGUCGAGGCUGACCUUGAUGGCUACCGGAUACUCUUCGUGGGAGAGCCUGGCAAGCCCAGCGUCCUAGAAUUGGCGCACAAGCGCAACGAGGUCGUCCAGUACAUCCUGGUGCUGCUGAACGACUUGCUCGAUAGUGCCCCAUCUCUAUCGAAGGCGCUUUUCAAGAACGGCGAUCCGUACAAACAGUUUCUACCUCUCCUGGCGCACUCAAAUAACUCCGAAGAUUACAUACCUCUUCUCGCCUCCACGGUGCUCACUAGCCUCAUAGCAAACUCCAGAGACGAGUCUCCGGCGACCCUGCAGAAAGCUCUUCCAGGACUUCUAAGCUAUCUCUCCGUUUUGACCAAGAACUCAGAUGCUGGUUUACAAGAUAUUGGAGUACAGGAAUACUCGUCCUUGCUCUAUGGUCGUGCUUCCCGGCAACAGUUUUGGGCGCAGCGCAGCGAGACUGUCACUCCACUAAUAGACAUCCUGCGCACCGCUUGCGGGGUCGGAAGUACAGACUCGUCAGCUAGCCUAUGGAGCGGCACUACGAAUACUGCGAGGAGUGCCGGGUUUGAAGGUUCCUUGGGUGGUGGUGUAGGCCUGCAGCUACUCUACCAUGUGCUACUAGUCUUAUGGCAGCUGAGCUUUGAAGCUGAGGAUAUUGGAGAAGAUCUGAAUGAGGAAUACGAUAUAGUACUUCUCUACACCCAGCUGCUACGCCUUUCUCCCAAGGAGAAGACAACGCGCCUGUUAAUCUCCACGCUCUACAGUCUUCUGGUCGCCAACCAGAAGACACUACUGCCUACUGCCGUGCUCGCUCGUCUACCUGGCCUAUUGCAGAACCUAAGCACUCGCCAUCUGACCGACCCUGAUCUGCAGGAAGACAUGCAGGCCCUGCGAGAUCUGCUUGAUGAAUACACCAAGACCAAAACUAACUUCGACGAGUACGUAGCUGAGGUCCAGUCCGGUCAUUUGCGAUGGUCACCACCGCACCGCAGCACCGUUUUCUGGGCAGAAAACGCCCGCAAGAUCCUUGAGUUCGAGAAUGGUGAAAUCCUGCGGCUGCUGGCUGAGAUCAUGAAGAAGCCAUGGGAUAAUGACAAGGCCGUGUUGGCGAUUGCCUGUAACGACGUCGGCUGUCUAGUCAAGGAGGUGCCCGAAAGGCGAGGCCAGCUGGAGAAGCUGGGAUUGAAGACGAGGGUCAUGGAGCUGAUGGGUGAGGCAGACGAGAAUGUCAGAUGGGAAAGUCUCCGCGCCCUCGGGGGUUGGCUUAAAUAUAGUUUCGAAGCUAAAUGA
Phaeoacremonium minimum UCRPA7 is the source of this 1443-nucleotide messenger RNA. RefSeq names its product putative vacuolar atp synthase subunit h protein. Bases 1 to 1443 code for a protein of 480 amino acids. Gene Ontology annotation, cellular component: fungal-type vacuole membrane; vacuolar proton-transporting V-type ATPase, V1 domain. Gene Ontology annotation, molecular function: proton-transporting ATPase activity, rotational mechanism. The transcript is spliced from 3 exons. The record is from RefSeq and is a predicted model, not a curated record. Lineage: Eukaryota; Fungi; Ascomycota; Sordariomycetes; Togniniales; Togniniaceae. Gene Ontology annotation, biological process: proton transmembrane transport.